CACGAGAACGGCUGCUGGGAGUGUGGCGAAAGUGCGGCUGCGGAAGCGGAGCGAGACCUGAGAGAAGGAAGCGAGCGCCAGGGCCUGGUUGCGGGGUUCCUGGCACCAUGGGCCGCCUGCACUGCACGCAGGACCCGGUGCCCGAGGCCGUGCGCGGCGACAUGCAGCAGCUGAACCAGCUGGGCGCGCAGCAGUUCUCGGCCCUGGCAGAAGUGCUUUUCCAUUUCCUAACUGAGCCCAAAGAGGUAGAGCGCUUUCUGGCUCAGCUCUCUGAAUUUGCCACCACCAAUCAGAUCAGUCUUGGCCCCCUCAAAAGCAUCAUGAAAAGCCUCCUUCUGGUUCCAAAUGGUGCCUUGAAGAAAGGCCUCACUGCAGAGCAGGUGCGGACUGAUCUCCUGACCCUAGGUCUUAGCGAAGAGAAAGCCACUUACUUUUCUGAAAAGUGGAAGCAGAACGCCCCGACCCUCGCACAGUGGGCCAUAGGUCAGACCCUGAUGGUUAACCAGCUGAUUGAUAUGGAAUGGAGGUUUGGAGUGACAUCUGGAAGCAGUGAAUUAGAGAAAGUGGGAAGCAUAUUUUUACAGUUAAAGUUGGUGAUUAAGAAAGGAAAAAAAACUGAAAAUUUGUAUAUAGAAUUAACCUUGCCUCAGUUCUACAGCUUCCUGCACGAGAUGGAGAGAGUCAGAGGGAGCAUGGAGUGCCUCAGCUGAUCCUGCUUCUUGUUUCCUUGCUCCUGCCUCUUCCCUAGUGGCUACUCCAGGGUCCCAACUGCCUUUCAAGGCCACGCGCAAAGUAUUUCUAAAAACAAGAGUCUCAGUGCUUGAGGAGCUGCCUGAUUCUUCUGUAAGCCCCAUUGGGAGCCCCCUGGGUGACUUUACACCCAGACAGCCACCGUAUCUGGGACUGCUUUCUUUCUUCUGGGAGGCGGGUAUUGUCACCUCCCAUUCAAGAGUAAACAAACGGUUCAGUUCCUUCAUUCAUGUGGUUGAGUACUUGUGGCUGAGGAAGAGGCCAAAGGUGUGGACUGCGGCUCAGGAGUGGUCUCAUUCUGAGGGGGAAGGGCAUUGCCUGCCAGUCCUCUGUGUAAAAGCCUGUGCUUAGUCUUCUCUAGAAAGAACUGAGGCCAGACUAUCUCUGGUUUUGUCUCUUUGUCUUUUGUGUUAUAAGGAGAUAGGCCUUUUGAGGCCAUCUUAGAUUGUUUUGGUUCCAGAAGUCGAACCACCUUUUGGUAAAUUAAAGGAGAAACAGUUGGGA
Molecule: messenger RNA, 1254 nt
Organism: Mastomys coucha (southern multimammate mouse)
Lineage: Eukaryota; Metazoa; Chordata; Mammalia; Rodentia; Muridae
Gene: Commd7
Product: COMM domain containing 7
Exons: 9
Coding region: 108-710 (200 amino acids)
Biological process (GO): tumor necrosis factor-mediated signaling pathway; negative regulation of DNA-templated transcription
Molecular function (GO): NF-kappaB binding
Source: RefSeq, a predicted model, not a curated record